ACAGCCCGUUUACGGAGCCAGGCAUUCAGCGCUACUCCUUCGGGCGGUCGCUGCCUACGAUUUUGGUUCCACAUGUUUGGAACUCAAAUCGGAGCACUCAGUGUAUAUGUGGAAACUAUAGAGGGCGCUGUAAGGCAAGACGUGUGGUCUUAUGGAGGAAACCAAGGGAAUAGAUGGAAUAGCGGGCAGUUACCUGUUAUGUGCCAAGACAACUAUGUGGUUGUCUUUGAAGCGGUCGUUGGAGUGGGCUUUGAAGGUGACAUUGCUUUGGACGACAUCUCUUUCAUUGAUUCUGGAUGCGGAGUUCAACCACCAGCUGCCGAUGUCCGUCCUACCACAACUCCACAACCAUAUACUGGAACAGGAACUCCACCAGCUCCACCAUCAGUUGUCGUUCCCACAAUUUCAACUCCAAUCUUCAGUUGUGACUUCGACUCGGAUUUCUGUACAUUCACCCAAGCUGUUGAUGACGAUAUUGAAUGGACAAGACUUGCUGGUAGCACGACCUCUACGUACACAGGUCCGGAGAAUGACCACACCAAAGGCACAGCGACAGGAUACUACAUCUAUACCGAAGCCUCUGGCUUUUUCAAUAACAUAGCCAGACUCGAGUCUGAACUCAUCCCCGCGACGUCCGGGCAGUUAUGUCUUGACUUCUGGUACCAUAUGUGGGGACAAGACAUGGGGACCCUCAAUGUCUAUUCCAAGGUUGGGACCACGCUGGGCCAGGUCUUGUGGACCCACAGUGGGGCCCUGGCGAGGCUCUGGUAUCAGGCCCAGAUCGAGAUAAUCCCUACUGCUGAUUUCAAGGUCGUAUUUGAAGGUAUCACUGGUCCAAAUUUCGAUAGUGAUAUUGCUCUUGAUGACAUCGAUGUUUCAACAGGAAAAUGCAAAGGAUUCCUUAGCUGUUCAUUCGAGGAUGCUGCAAUCUGUGGUUAUUCCCAAGGCAAUUCGGACGAUUUUGAUUGGUCAUGGAAUGCUGGCGCCACGCCUACUCUUUAUACUGGUCCGUCGAUAGAUGCUUCCACCGGAACAGCUUCGGGUCAUUACAUGUACAUCAAUGCCGGAGCCAAGCAGCCGGGGGAGAAAGCAACCCUCUUGACACCGUACUUUGACCCGGCUGAUGCCGGUGAUGAUGAUAUAUGCUGGACCUUCUACUAUCACAUGUUCGGGGAUCAGAUGGGCGCCAUCAACGUCAUGCUUGAAGGAGACAUAACCCCACUCUGGAAUCAAUCAGGAACGGACCUCGGUGAUACAUGGUUCUUUGCCAGUGUCAAUGUCUCAAGCUCGGCCGUCUAUCGUUUGGUGUUCGAGGGCGUGGUCGGGUCUGGUCCACGGGGAGACUUGGCGAUCGAUGAUGUCGAUUAUAAGCUCGGGCCAUGUAGCGCUCUCGGUUCCUGUGACUUUGAAAGUGGAAUGUGUAUGUGGCAAAACAUUGAUUCUGAUAACUUUGACUGGCUACUCUAUCAGAGCACUACCCCGAGCACUGGUACAGGACCGAAUGUUGAUCACACCCUGGGAACUUCAUCAGGACAUUACAUGUUUGUUGAAACUUCUUCGCCUCGUAUCGCCGGAGAGCAAGCCUUACUCUUCCUUGGCACGCCGAGUCUCACCGGUCAGCGCUGCCUCGGAUUCUGGUACCACAUGUUCGGAGUGAACAUCGGCGAGCUGGUGGUGUACUCGUCCACAGGGACAGGGAGCCUGAUACGAGAUGUUAUGUGGUUACUCGCUGGGGAGCAGAACCCGGACCAGUUAACAUGGCUUUAUGGCCAGGUCACUGUGGAUUUUGAUGUUGUGAAUGAGAUUUACAUUGCCGCCAUUUUGACGUCGAUACCAUACGGUGACACCGCGAUUGAUGAUAUCGAUAUCACAGAGGGGGCGUGUGAUAUCCUACCGACAUACGCUGAGCCAAACACUAUCACUGGUUCUGCCUCCUGUGAUUUUGACAGCGACCUUUGUUCAUAUGACCAGGACAUUGCAGAUGAUUUUGACUGGUUAAGGAUACAGGGAGCUACCACGUCUACUAAUACCGGUCCUACCAAUGAUCAUACAUCUGGCUCAGGGUUUUAUGUCUACACCGAAAGCUCUAGCCCACGUCUACCGGGAGAAACUGCCAGAUUGGUUUCCGCUCUUCAGAAUGGAACCACUUCUGGAGGCGGUUGCCUGGAGUUCUACUACCACAUGUACGGUGGUACCAUUGGCACCCUCAACGUCAAAAUCCUUGAGGAAUCAGGUUCAGAAACCACGAUCUUCACCAAGGGACAGAGGGAUUAUGGAAACACCUGGCACCUCUCUUCAACGAGUAUUGACUCCAACGGAAACAACUUUAAGAUUGUCUUUGAAGGUAUCAUCGGAUCAUCUUUUGAGAGUGACAUAGCCAUUGAUGACGUCACAUACCAUAACGGAGUAUGUCCACCCUCGAGAACUUGUGAUUUAGAGGCUAGUGACUGUGGCUGGAGGCAGGAGACUGUUCUUGAUGACUUUGACUGGGUUAGGGUACAAGCCUCUGAGGUCGCUUGUGAUUCAUUAAAUAAUGACCACACUACUGGCACUCCAACAGGUCAUCUCCUUCUCACAAAUGCAACGUCACAAAAUUCUGUCGGCGAUCAAGCCCUGCUUUACAGUCCAUCUUAUGAUGCAACAGAAGAAGGCGAUUGCAUGACGUUCUGGUAUCACUUACACAAUGACCCGGAUGCAGGUUUUCUAGCUGUAUGGGAGUCUGUGAAUGGCGCCCUCAUCGGCCCCUAUUGGCAGUCGACGGUUGGGGUGACCUCGGCUGUGUGGCAAUUCGCGAGUGUGACUUUGAAAUCAAAUGCAACUUUUCAGGUUGUCCUCCAGGCUGUGCUAGGUGUAACAACAUCUCAUGAUAUCGCAGUUGAUGACCUCACAUUUGAAUAUGGAGCAUGCGCACCAGCAGGUUUUUGUAACUUUGAAACCGACUACUGUUACUGGACCAACACACAAACGGGUGAUAACUUUGACUGGACACUGAGCUCUGGAGCCACACCCAGCGUCACCACCGGUCCGAGCAAAGACCACACCCUUUCUUCACCAAAUGGCCACUACGUGUUCAUUGAAACAAGCACGCUUGUGAUAGGUGACAAGGCAUGGCUGUUGAGUGAAUAUAGCCCGCCCUCUGAUGGCUGUUUUACCUUUUGGUAUCACAUGUAUGGGGCAGGUGUUGGCGACCUCAACGUUUACCUUAUCGAUGCGGUCAAUGGAAACAUGGCGCUCGUGUGGAGCCAAACUGGUAACCAUGGAGACCGUUGGAUCCAAGGUCAAGUGUCAACAUCCAACUUUAAUUCUUACCAGAUCGCUAUUGAGGCGACAUACGGAGCCAACUACACAGGAGACAUAGCAAUCGAUGAUACGUUCAUAAGCUUAGAUGGACUCUGUAAUGAAACGUCUGAAUGGGACUGUGAUUUCGAGUCUGAUUGGUGCGGCUAUACGCAGGCGCAAGAUGACACCUUUGAUUGGACAAGACAAAGCGGAGCUACGACGUCACUUGAUACAGGGCCGUCUAUAGACCACACCACAGGAACUGCAACUGGAUACUACGUCUUCAUCGAGACAUCCAGCCCCCGGAUCCCCGGAGAUGAGGCCCGGUUCAUGAGCACCCUUAUCCCCACCACCUCCCGACAGUGUCUAACGUUUUGGUACCACAUGUUCGGGCCUACAAUCGAAACUCUCAACAUCUUCACGAGAAGGAACAACUCUGCUCCAGGGUAUGUUGGUAGGUUGGUAUGGAGCGAUCAAGGGGAGAAAGGUGACUUAUGGUACUCCGGAUCCGUAGCCGUAGCUGAACCGGUUGCGUUCCAGAUAAUAUUCCAAGCAUACGUUGGAGCUUCAUUCACGGGAGAUAUAGCCAUUGAUGAUAUCCAUAUUUAUCCUGGAGACUGCGCUGCCACACCAACUUGCAACUUUGAGAACUCUCUUAUCUGCGGCUACCAGCAAGACGCGACCGACAAUUUUGAUUGGACCUAUGGGUCAGGUGACACUUCCACGCCACUCACUGGACCAUCUGCUGACGUCACGUACGGGACAGCCUUUGGCCACUAUAUGUACAUCGAGGCAUCUCAGCCGAACUCCCCUGGGGCUGUGGCUCGUCUGAUUGGCCCACAUAUUUCGAUGGAGAGUACCUCAGCAAUCUGUUGGAGUCUGUCUUUCCAUAUGUAUGGCCAAGACAUUGGCAGUCUCAACAUACUUACCCAAAAUGCAGAUGCGUCUACCACACUUGUGAUGUCAUUAUCUGGUAACCAAGGCAACCAGUGGUAUAGUACCGCCUUCGAGGUAACAUCCAACGGCUACGAGAUCGUCUUCGAGGGCGUGGUCGGUCAGGGAGAAGAAGGGGAUAUUGCCAUCGAUGACGUCAAAAUGAUCCAAGGAAGCUGUGGAGGAUUGUUGGACUGUGAUUUUGAGGACCAGAGGUUCUGCCAGUGGACCAAUGGACUCAAUGAUGAAUUCGACUGGAUAAGGGUACAGGGUGGCACCCCUUCAGCUUCCACCGGCCCCCUCUAUGACCACACCCUUGGAUCAACAGGAUCUGGAUACUAUGUCUAUAUCGAGGGUAGUUCUCCUCAGAUCGCAGGAGAUACAGCAAAGCUUCAAAGCCCUGUUUAUACAACCGAUGGAAACGAUGUGUGCUUUACAUUCUGGUUCAAUAUGCAUGGGACACAGGUCGCUGAUCUGCGACUCUACAAAUACGAGUUGUCUUCUGGAACAGCCAACCCCGCUGACCUUGUCUGGUUACUCUAUGGUCAACAGAGCACGGAUCAGACACACUGGAUCCAAGGGCAGGUUGCCCUCAACGGAGAGUUUACGCUUGAGUUCUGGGGCGUGGUUGGUGUAGGGUUCUACAGUGACAUCGCCAUUGAUGAUAUCCUGGUAGUACAAGGGACAUGCGACGUUUUACCACCUGAAGCUGACCCAAAUCAAGUUGGACGAGGCAUAUCUUGUUCCUUUGAUGGCACCAUCUGCACCUGGACGCAGGACAUCAAUGACCAGUUCGACUGGUUAUUGGCCUCUGGAUCUACCCCAUCAGUCGAUACUGGACCAAGCGGUGACCAUACAUCUGGCACAGGAGGGUACGUCUUCACAGAGGCUUCUGCGCCAAGACUACCCGGGGACAUCGCCAUCUUGACCUCCUCUAAAAUGGACCCCACUGGUCCUUCUGGUGGUUGCUUCGUUUGGUGGUACCACAUGUAUGGUGGUACCAUGGGAACCUUCAAUGUGUACCAGGAAAACAAUGGUGUGCGGAACCAACGGUGGUCCAGGACCGGGGACCAGACCAAUGAGUGGCUCAUGGCCCAGCUCUGGAUCAACAGCACCGACCCAACUAAGAUCCUGUUCGAAGGAAUCGUUGGUUCAUCUUGGGAAAGUGACAUCGCAAUCGAUGACAUAACUUACUCAGAGGGACCUUGUCCACCUCCACCUACCUGUGACUUUUCAGACGACAUCUGUGAUUGGUCACAAGAGUUAACUUUGGAUGAUUUCGACUGGUCCAUCGGAUCGGGGGCUGAUACUCGUUAUGGGCCGACGGGCACUAGUUCCCUCCCUGAUAAAACUUCAGGAGUUGUUGGAGGUGGAUAUGCUUACAUUGAUCUGAAAGACUCCACAUUGACUCCUGGAGACUCUGCUAUGUUGAACAGCGCCCUCAGAUCGCCACCAGACAGUGGAGCUGACUGCCUUGGUCUGUGGUACCAUAUUGACGCCAUGGAUGUUGGUGCAAUCAAUGUGUACCAGCUGACUAAUGGUAGCUUGAGUGAUGUACUAUGGUCAAUUAGUGGUAACCGCGAUGACUAUUGGUGGUUCGCCGGUGUCACCAUGAUCAGUAGGGCACCUUACCAGGCUGUGAUAGAGGGCGUCGUUGGUACCGGAAGCCAAGGCGGCAUUACUAUUGAUGAAGUAGGGUUUACAGCAGGACCAUGUAAUCCACCAGGACACUGUAACUUUGAGAAUGGAAUGUGCUCGUGGCAGAAUCGAAUUGGAGAUAACUUGGACUGGGUGAGGAUAUCUAGGUCUACCAAUGCAGAUGGAACAGGGCCAGCAUACGAUCAUACAAUGGGAAAUGAUUUAGGGUUCUACAUGUUUGUAGAUACGACCCCAGACACACUGACAAUGGUCACUGGCGAUACAGCCGAUCUUUUCAGUGAGGUGUUUGAUCCUGUAGAUGAGGCUUGCUUUACUUUCUGGUAUCACAUCAGAGGAAAUGGCUUAGCAUCAUUGCUCGGUUCAACGCUUGACUUCUCUCCCCCAUCAACCCACACCCGUACUCAACAAUUCAACGAGACUGGCGACCGCGGCGAUGGCUGGCUGUAUGGGCAGUUCAACGUAUCUUCUGUGCUCGAAUACCAGAUCGUCAUCAGCGCAGUGGUCGAUCCUCUAACAUGGAUCGGUGACAUCGCUAUCGACGACACUGCAUUGUUUCAGGGAGCUUGUGGAGUACAACGUCCCUGGUCGUGUUCGUUUGAGGAUGGUCUUUGUAACUACGAGCAGCUUAGUGAUGAUGAACUUGAUUGGUCUUUCAAUCAAGGAUUGACGCCCUCUGUUGAAACCGGACCAUCAGCAGAUCAUACAACUGGUCUUGUGACUGGUACUUAUCUAUUCAUCGAGACAAGCACCGGUGCGCAGGGGGACGCUGCACGCCUGCGCAGUUCGUUCGCACCACCAAGCUCAUACUGCCUCGAAUUUUGGUACCACAUGUAUGGCGCCACCAUCGGCUCACUGAAUGUUUACAUUCAAAACAACCAAUCAACAGCCGGCUUACCUAUUUGGACCAGAUCUGGAUCGCUUGGAAACAGCUGGACUAGGGGAUCUGUAGCUAUUGUAGAUACUUAUGCUUUCAGGGUAAUCUAUGAAGCAGUGCGUGGAUCGUCAUUCACAGGUGACAUAGCCCUAGAUGACCUUGACCUGUAUGAAGGAGAUUGUAAAGCCGCCCAUGCAUGUGACUUCCAGUCCCCUGACCUAUGUCAGUACACACAAGAUGAUACGGAUGAUUUUGAUUGGUUGUGGGGUGACGGUAGUACGGACACGAUCGGAACUGGCCCGGAUGUAGAUGCUACGUACGGUACAGUUUAUGGAAAGUACAUGUACAUUGAUGCCACGAACAGGAGUCUUGGAGACACAGCUAGGCUGAUAGGACCUACAUUCACCCCUGAACAAUCCGGGAUUACCUGUUGGACAUUCUAUUACAAUAUGUAUGGAGCAGAUGUUUAUACACUGGAUGUUAAGUUGCAAUCAGACCUUACUACAUCCCUUUGGUCAACAGCUGGUAACCUAGGCAACUCUUGGUAUGGACAGCAGGUUACAGUGACGUCAUCCAUUCCUUAUCACGUGGUCUUUGAAGGAACUGUCGGAUCAGGCGAGCUGGGAGAUAUCGCGAUAGACGAUAUUGAUUACAAAGAUGGACCUUGCGAAAAUUCAGUUUCCUGUGAUUUUGAAUCUGGUUUAUGUCUAUGGAGUAAUACACUGACAGGCGAUGAUUUUGACUGGAUCCGACAGAGUGGGGCUUCCCCGACCACUGGGACUGGACCUAUAGCAGACCAUACCUUAGGCAAUGCUCAAGGCUUUUACAUGUACAUCGAAGCAAGCUCGGUAGGCGUUGGAGCCAAGGCCCGUCUUAUCAGCUCCAUCUUUCCUUCUACUACCGGCUCCUGCAUCUCCUUCUGGUACCAUAUGUAUGGCUCCACCGUCGGGGAGCUCAAUAUCCGGGUCGUCGAUGCGCUAUCCGGGUCCGAGGAUUUCAAGUGGCGAUUAUCCGGUCAGCAGACCACCGAUCAGAAUGGCUGGUUGGAAGGAAGGUUUUCAGUCAUGAAUGGGGACGGUAUGAUGCCAACUCCUACUCCUCACGAUUCAUUGGUGGUGAUCAUCAUUGAGGCAUCAACAGGGAUCAGUUACUAUGGCGAUAUAGCGAUUGAUGACAUCACUGUUCAGGAUCAAGUGUGCCCAGUGUUCCCGAGCAAAGCUGACCCAACCCUCUAUGACACGGUUACCUGUGACUUUGAAAUGUCCCUAUGUGGAUGGGUACAGGAAACCAAUGAUGACUUUGACUGGACAAGAUAUGCAGGUUCAACGUCGUCCGCAUCAACUGGUCCGACGAGUGACCAUACGACUGGCACAGGAUAUUACAUAUACUUUGAGGCGUCAAGUGGCGUUUUGGGUAGCACAGCCCGGGUGAGAUCAUUGGCGAUACCCGCCACGCCUACAGGGGCAUGUCUCCAAUUCUGGAUCCAUAUGUAUGGUACAACGAUGGGAGCACUUAACCUGUAUCUUUACAACAUUUACGAUGGCACAACCACUUUGGUGUGGAGACAGGACGGUACCCUAAGGAAUACUUGGAUUUAUCAGCAGCUUGAUUUGAUAUCAAGUCAAAACUAUCAGUUAAUCUUUGAGGCAGUUAGAGGAUCAGACUUCCAAAGUGAUAUCGCAUUGGACGACAUCUUAUUUGAUGCAUCGUCUUCUUGUCCCCAGCAAAAACAAUGUACAUUUGAACAAGAUUUAUGCGGUUGGCAGCAAGACAGUACAGAUGACGGUUUAGACUGGAUCCGAGGAACCGGAUCAUCCUAUUCGACCGUUCCGGUUGAUAAGAGUUCAAACACCGCAACCGGUAAUUUCAUCUAUGUGAACACACUACUGCCACACAGCGACGGUGACGAGGCAAGGAUUAUAAGCCCCGCCUACAACCUCUCCUCUUCUGAUUACUGUGUGCAGUUCUGGUACUAUCAUGAUGGCUAUGGGUACAUCCGGCUCCAUUCACGAGAAAAUGGGGUCUUUUCUGCACCCCUGUGGACCACGCCCAUCAAUUCCAUGGGUGGAUGGGCAUAUGGUAGUGGUACCAUUACUGGAGAUAAUGUUGAGAUUGUAUUCGUUGGAUCCCUGAGCUCAGUGUAUGGUACAGCCAUGGCCCUUGAUGAGAUCAACAUCGAGUUUGGGUCCUGCCCACCACCAGGAUACUGUACAUUUGAGAGUCUUCAUUGUGGGUGGACAAAUGAUGUUAACGAUGAUUUUGAUUGGCUACUUCACUCUGGAGCCACGCCCAGUGACAGCACAGGACCUCCUUUUGACCACACCCUCGGAACAAUUCAAGGUCAUUAUAUCUACAUUGAGACAUCCAACUCUGCAACCAAUGAGAAAGCGAGACUGGUCUCUGAAAUAUUCUCGGCCACGCCCACUGGAUGUUUCACCUUUUGGUAUCACAUGUUUGGUGCAGACAUGGGUACCUUGAACAUAUUCCUUCAAGAGCUGCCCAGCAGUCCGGAAUCUAUGAUCUGGACUCUCAGUGGCGACCAGGGCAACAGGUGGCUACUCGGGCAAGUUGAUGUCUCUUCGGGCUAUGAGCAUAUCAUUACCUUUGAGGCCAUUGAUUCAUCUAGUUUCACAGGAGAUAUAUCAUUGGAUGACAUUGCGUAUUUCCCGUAUUCUUGUACAAGUAACCCUCCAACAACGACUUUCGUACCACCAGUGACUAGACAACCCAGCCAGUGGGAUUGCAGCUUUGAUGAUGGGUCCCUCUGCAGCUGGGUGCAGGGUUCUAACGACGAUUUUGAUUGGUCGUUGCAGCAAGGGUCCGGAGCCAAUGAUGGGACGGGACCAUCUGCCGAUCACACAUUGCAAAAUAAGAACGGCUACUAUGCAAUGAUAGACUCAAAUAACCAAGCCGGACAACAAAAGGCUAGGGUCUAUAGUGAUGUUAUACCGCCCCCUGCCGUCACAUCCUGUAUAGAGUUUUGGUACUUUAUGUACGGUUUCCAUGUCAACACACUCAACAUUGGCACAGGCAUUGACGACGGGGUAACAGAUGGGGGAAUAUUGUGGACGCGCACAGGGGAGCAAGGAUACCAAUGGGUGCAUGGUCAGGUACCCUUUGCUACCAAUGCCAUCUACCAGAGGGUAUAUAUUGAGGGCGUGGCCGGGGAUGGUUACCAAGGUGACAUAGCCAUUGAUGACGUCAUCAUAUCAGAUGGGCCUUGCCCCGAACUUUUGUUUUGUGACUUUGAAGACAUCACCAUCUGCAACUACGUGAAUGACAACACUGAUUCUCUUGACUGGUCCAGAGAGAAUGGACGAGCGUCUAUUGUUUUCACCCCUCCCAUAGACCACACCCUGGGUACUAAUGAUGGAUUUUAUAUGAGGGUCAACACCGGACAGCGCCCCCAAAUUGGAGAUAAUGGUCGCUUAUUAUCACCUCCUUACCCCAAGCCAUUGAGUGGUUACAGAUGUGUUGAAUUCUGGUAUUCCUUAAGUGAUAUUUUUGGUAUUUUCACUGUGCAAGCCCUUUAUUAUGAUGACGCAGGCCAGCUCAUGCCAAAUUCAAUAGGUCGAAGUUUUACGGACCCUACAUCAGGAUUCUGGCGGAAGGGAUCUCUAGAAAUAUCUUCUACCUACCAGAAUAUCUUCACCUUCAAGGUGGACGUCCAGUCUGCUCUCUUGGAUGAAUAUAUUGCAUUGGAUGAUGUCAAGGUCAAUGAUGGCCAGUGCACUGGACAACCAGGAACUUGCAAUUUCGAGGUCGACACUUGUGAUUGGUCCAACGUCCAAACCGGAGACGAGAUAGACUGGUUACGUCACAGUGGGUCAACCGGAAGUGCGUACACCGGACCGACCUUUGACCACACCACUGGGACGCCCUCUGGAUGGUACAUGUAUAUUGAUUCAACCCGCGGCGGGCAGGGAACCCGUGCAAGGUUUGAGUCUUCAAGUAUAGAUGCGAGCAACGGAGUGGCAUGCUUUUCCCUCUGGUACCACAUGGUGGCAAGUGGCUCUAACUUUGGAACUUUGAAUGUAGCAUGGGAGACUGCUGAUCGAACUGAAAUAUUACUGGCUUACACAGGGUCUCUACCUGACCAAUGGAACUAUGGGGAAUUCAAUCUCCAGACAUCCACACAGUAUAGGAUCCUCAUAGAGGGCGUCCUAUCGGCCCAAGGUUCAUCUGACAUCGCCAUUGAUGAUCUGAUACUGUUCAAUGGAGCCUGUAGCGGACGGACCACGGAGCCUCCCUUCCCCUGUAACGACGGCUCACAGACUGUCCCAGGAAACCUGGUCUGUGACUGGUUCCCUGACUGCCAGGAUGACUCCGAUGAGGCUAACUGUGGUUCCUGCACAUUUGAAUCAGACCAAUGCGGUUAUACCAACGACCCAACAGGCCUGUUUCCAUGGAUACUACAGGGAGGAUCGACCACGCCCCCUCCCAGCCUCCCCUUACCCAGCUCAGAUCACACAACAGGGUCUGGUUACUAUAUAGUGGUAGACUACACUGCGCAGUCGCAGUCCAGUGACUACGCCAGGUUACAGGGACCGCUCAUACAGGAGACGAGUGCGCGUUGCACCAUGACCUUUUACUAUGUCUUAAGUGGGCAAAGUGAUUUAAUGGUGUCUUUUAAAUCCUCACCAAGCGAAGAGACGAUCAUCUAUCGCCGAUCAGAGCCACGAGGGACAGCCUGGCAGCAAGCUGUCCUAUACACUGGUCGAAUUCAAUACCAACACAUGAUCAACUUCCUGGCCCUUCCCAACCUCAGCAAUCCCGGUAUCAUUGCCGUCGACGACGUUGCCUUUGUUAGCUGCUCGCUUCCUCGUCCAGAGACAUCUUGCGAUAUCGAUGAGUUCCGAUGCUCCAACAGAGCGUGCAUCAACCUUGAGUUCCUUUGUGAUUACGAUGAUGACUGUGGCGACUAUUCUGAUGAACUUCAAUGCGAUUCUACAUCCUUCACGGGCCGAUGCGAUUUCGAGACCGAUCUAUGCUCCUUUGCCUCUCUUCCCGGAGACUUCGCUUGGACUCGUACUUCAGCUGCUCUCGUCGCUGACCAGUCGUACGCCCCAACCAGGGAUCAUACUACGAAUAAUAAAGGAGGAUUCUAUCUGCUAGCGGAUAGCUUAGGAAGGCAGAGGGGUGAUGUUGCGAGGGUUGUAUCCCCUGUGUUUGAAUCGACAGGACUCAUCACCACCUGUACUAUACGGUUCUUUUUCUCCGCCUUUGGCCCUGACGUCGGAGUAUUCAAUGUCUACACGCGGUACACAGUAGGAGGACCUUUGACGUUGUUACUAACUAUUAGUAACUACGCUAUAGAUAGUUUCACAUUCUUUACCGAAUCCAUCAUUACAAAUGCCGACUAUCAGGUGGUGAUGGAGGCUGUGGUCGGCGACGGACAGAGCGCAACAAUCGCCAUCGACGACAUCAGUUUCUUGAACUGCCCCCUUUCGGCUCAGACCUCCCUCCCCGGGGGCUCGACGCCCCCAAUCCCCACAACCCCGCCAGCCUGUCCAUCCCCGGGUGACUUCAGCUGUGGCGAAGGAACAUGCGUACAGCAGGCUCAAUUGUGUGAUUUCAUUGAGCAGUGUCCAAAUGGAGCUGAUGAAAGAAUUUGCGGGAACUGUGAAUUUGACAAUGAUUUCUGUCGAGGAGAUAACUUUGGAUGGCAGCGAACUCUGGCGGGAUCAGGUGGCGAUUCUUUGGACCGCGACCACUUCUACGAUCCUCUCGUGCCUGGAUGGUACCUCCAGAACAUCUUUGGCUACAACUCCUUCGUGACCCCUGACCUUGGUCCAACGGGGUCAAGAUGUCAGGUCACAUUCUACUAUUACAUGAGCAGUGACCUGGAGCUGCUUGAAGUGAGGGCGUACCUUAUCGACGGGGACCAGAUCUUCCUGGUGAGGGGACCGGAGAACCCAGGCAUGUGGCAGCAAGGGGUUGGGUAUAUCGGGCAGCAUAAUGGUAGAAUACAGGUGAGCUUUGAUCAUGUUUAUCUGAAUCCUGUCCAGCCUACCACAUACACUGUUGCCUUAGACGGUAUCUCCUUCCUUAACUGUGCUGCUAGUCAAACUAUUUCAUCAGAUUUGAACUGUACAUUCGAGCAAGACUUGUGUGGCUACUUCCAAGUUCCAAGUCCUGAUGAUGACUUUGACUGGACCAGGAACAGGGGAUCUACCGGAACUACAUCUACUGGACCAUCAUUUGACCAUACCACCGGAACAGGUUAUUAUAUGUAUACUGAAAUGAAUGGGAACUCUAAUGGCGAGAAGGCGCGGCUGGAGUCCCAUCCCCAAUCACCCCAGGACGAUAAUGGAAUAUGCCUAAGUUUCUAUUACCACAUGUAUGGGCCGUUUGUGAACACGCUCAAUGUUGUGUUAAAAGAGGGGAGUUCGGAGACGUUAAUCUGGACGCGUAAGCAGACGCAAGGAAAUCAAUGGCUGCUUGCUCAGCGGACUAUUAAAACAUCUUCCAGUUGGGCUAUUGUCUUUGAAGCUUUCCGAGGAGCAAAGAAUUUUGGAGAUAUUGCAAUUGAUGACGUCAUUUUCUAUCCCGGACCUUGUCCCUUAUCAAACGAGUGUGACUUUGAGUUUGGACUGUGUGCCUGGUCACAGGGAAGAGACGAUGAUUUUGAUUGGUCAAUUGGCAGUAACGGCUCUCCUGCAGCUGGAACAGGACCACCGGUAGAUCACACAACAGGAACAGCCCAAGGUAUGUUCGCGUUUGUGAGCACAGCGCCACCACGCACCCAAGGCGAGUUUGCCCGCCUGGUCAGCCCUGUGUUCCAACCCACCUCCACGCAAUGUCUUACCUUCUGGAAUCACCUCGAAGGCGAUGAUGUCGGAAUGUUGAACGUAUGGGCGCACGAUCUCGUCAGUGACGUAUACACAAAGUUGUGGACACAAAAUGGACAUGACCAUGGUGAAUGGCAUUACGGACGUGCUACCUUAUCAGCCUCGCAUCCAUACGAGGUUAUCAUAGAGGGCAUCCUAGGUUCUAACCCUGUUGGAAGUAUUGCCAUUGAUGAUGUCAAAAUAUCAGAUGGACCAUGUCCCAGAGCUGGUUUCUGUGAUUUUGAGACUGAUAAGUGUUCCUGGUCCAACGAGGCUAGUCUUGAUACAAGAGAUUGGCUAAGAAACAAUGGAGCCACUCCCUCAAACUUCACCGGACCAAGCAUUGACCAUACAUAUGGAACCGCUUUCGGUAUGUACAUGUACUUUGAGGUGUCUGAUCUUGGAUCUGGGUCGAGCGAUGGAGACUUCGCCUGGUUAGUCAGUGAACAUUUCCCAUCAACAUCAGGCGCAUGCGUGUACUUCUGGUAUCAUAUGUACGGGACAGGUAUAGGUGACCUAAACGUCUAUGUGAUAGAUUCAUCUGGUACAUUUACCCUUGUAUGGCAGAUGACAGGAGAUCAAGGGGAUGUGUGGCUGAAGGGAGAGGCUCAAGUCCCAAGUACAGAUGAAUACCAGAUUGCAUUUGAAGCUGUGUCAACUGGUGCGUUAAAGGGAGAUAUAGCAAUUGAUGACGUCGAUGUAGACCCAUACUCUUGUGGAACUAGUCCUUCCUCCAUUCCAGUAAUUUCAAUGGACUGUACCUUUGAGCUCGACACAUGCCCCUACUCACAGCUCAGCAGUGACGAUUUUGAUUGGACAAGAAACCAGCAAACCACGCCCAGUAUAGAAACAGGCCCCACCUUCGACCACACCACCGGGUCAGGCUGGUACAUGUACAUCGAAGCGUCCAACGGCAUUAAUGCUGGUGACCGCGCCCAACUCCUCGGCCCUGCCCAGAACCCAACGGGAGAUGCGCCCAAAUGUCUGGUGUUCUGGCUGCACAUGUACGGUCCACAUAUCAAUCGGUUUAAUGCGUACAUGCAAAGAGAGGGGCAGCAAGAUGUGAAGCUCUACACUAAAUAUGGCUCGCAGGGAAGCAAUUGGUUUAAAGCUCAGAAAGAGAUUGUGUCAUCAAUAAACUGGAAUAUCCUGUUUGAAGGCGUGGUUGGAGAUAAUUACUUAGGAGACAUCGCUCUUGAUGAUGUGAUAUUGUAUGAGGGAGCAUGCCCACAAGAAGUUACCUGUGACUUUGAGCUGGACUUCUGCGGCUGGACCCAGGACCAGACCGAUGAGUUUGAUUGGACCAGGGAUGCAAGAGGGACAGGAUCUAGUAAUACAGGACCAAGUUACGACCAUUCGACAGGCACAGCAGAAGGUUUCUACGCGUUUAUUGAAGUUUCAUCACCGAGAGUACAGGGUGACCGAGCGAUCCUCAUCAGUCCCACAUACCAAGAUACAAGUAGUGAAUGCUUCAGACUCUGGUAUCAUCUACUGGGGAAAGCUAUAGGAGAGCUGAAUGUCUAUAUCAAGGAUGAGGUGACAGGGACAACGACCGCUCCACUGUUCAGUAAAUCAGGUCCUCCUUCAGAUGCCUGGCGCUUUGCUCAAAUUGACAUCUCCUCGCCCCAUCGCUACCGGAUCCUUGUUGAGGGGGUCAGAGGUAGUGGUGUACAGGGGGAUAUCGCUAUUGACGAUAUUGAGGUCAUCCCAGGAGCCUGUCCAAAGCAAGGGUCAUGUGACUUUGAAGAUGGACUAUGUGGCUGGUCUCAAGAGGUCCAGAAUGAUGUAUUUGAUUGGCUCAGGACCAGUGGGUCUACACCUAGUGGAGGAACGGGACCUAGUCAGGAUCACACUACAGGAUCAGCUGCAGGAUAUUACGUAUACUUUGAGACCUCUCUGCCAUCCAUUCAGUCCAGUGACAAUGCAGUGCUAAACAGUGAACAUUUUGACCCCACCAAUGAAGGCUGUCUUACUAUGUGGUAUCAUAUGUAUGGUGCAGGUGUUGGUGAGUUGAAUGUGUAUUCAGUGAAUAACUCAGGAUCACAGGUUCAGCUAUGGUCUAAAAGUGGUGAUCAAGGAAAUGUGUGGCUGAAAGGACAGGUUCCUCUUUCAAGUGAUACUGAAUUCAGGAUCCAACUAGAAGCUGUCUAUCUUAUUGACUCAACUGGAGACAUUGCCAUUGAUGAUGUAGAUGUUGAAAUGGUACCGUGCUCUCAACUCACGACUGCAGCACCAAUCCCCUCCAUGACACCAACACCAGCUCCAGUCAUAUCUUUCUGUACAUUUGAGAUUGAUAUGUGUGAUUUCACCCAGGAUGAUGUAGGCGAUGAUUUUGAUUGGCUACGGACUUCCGGGGCCACACCCACUCUAGGGACUGGUCCACAGGUUGACCACACCCUCAGAAACAUUAAUGGGUAUUACAUGUACGCGGAAGCCGAUGGACAUCUACUCGGUGAGCAUGCAUCACUUCUGUCAGUUCCCAUGGCGACAGGCUCCCAAGGAAUGUGUGUUACAUGGUGGUAUCAUAUGUAUGGUCCGGAUGUGAAUCGUCUGGAGGUCUACGCCCAGAGGAGCGGGGGCGGUGAUGAGGUGUUGUGGAGUAGAUCCGGAGACCAGGGCAAUGAGUGGAUGGUUGGACAGGUUUAUGUGACCGGAGAUUUUACAAUAAAGUUUACUGGCGUUGUUGGAAAUGGUGCGAGAGGGGACAUAGCUCUUGAUGACAUCACAAUGAGCAGUGGUCAAUGCCCUUCAUCAGUAUCAUGUGAUUUUGAACAUGGUGACCUGUGUGGAUUCCAGCAAGAUGUAACGGAUGAUGGAGAUUGGAGCCUAGGUACAGGUGCAUCGAUGAACCUGAUAUAUGGUCCUGAAGUAGACAGUACAUACCAAACAGCACAAGGCCAUUUCCUGUAUGUUGACAACAUCCAGAACACGCCAGCAGAUAAAAUCCGUCUAAUCUCUCCAGUGUACCCCUCCACCUAUCAACGAUGCAUUCGAUUUUGGUUUUAUCACGCCGGAACUGUUGCCUCGUAUCUACGGGUCUCUCUCAAUGUUGGUGGCGUCCCGGUGCAGUACUUGGUCGAUGGAGGGCUCCCUCUCAUGGGCAAUUUGUGGACAGUGAUGGAGGCAUCUUUGUCAAGUGCACUAGAAUACACAAUUGUCUUUGAAGCCACAGUUAGCCAAGAUGGCAUCUUAGCCCUGGAUGACCUUGACCUUACCAAGGACACCUGUGCUCCACCUGGGUCAUGUGACUUUGAAUCGGACAUGUGUACAUACGUCAACAUCCCGUCCAACUGGCUUGGGCAACAAGGGACAAACAUUGACCAGUUUGAUUGGUUACGUCAUAGUGGUCCAACACUUGCAUCAGGAACAGGUCCUUCCACAGACCAUACUCUCGGGACACCCCUAGGUUACUAUAUGUACAUUGACUCCUCUCCACCACGCCUUGCUGAUGACUCUGCCCUAUUCAUGUCAGAGACAAUCAUUGCCCAAGGUGACAUGUGUCUCUCUUUCUGGUACCAUCUAUACGGCUCUGGGACGCUGACGGCCUGGGUUCGAGCCGGUUAUGAUCUCAGUGACUGGAGCAGUGUCUGGUCCAUUUCAUCAGACCAGGGAGACAGGUGGAACCAUGGCCUUGUGACAUUAGCAGACAUGGGGACUAAUUAUGAGAUCAUCUUUGAAGGACAGGUUAGAGCACCCUCUACCAGCGAUAUUGGUUUGGAUGAUAUAAGCCUAUACGAAGGGGCAUGUUCCACCCCCACCCCUGCCCCGCCGUGUCAGUUCUACUGUGGAAACGGAGAAUGUCUUGCGGAUGCAGCUCUGGUCUGUAAUUUCCAAGAUGACUGUGGCGACAACAGCGAUGAGAUGAACUGCGGUCCGUGUGACUUUGAGUCUGGCCUGUGCAACUACACAGAUGUCAGUGACGGCAGUUUCAAGUGGUUAAUCGCCUCUGGAGCCACGCCCACAGAUAACACCGGACCGUCGUACGACCACACCCUCGGCACAUCCUUAGGACACUACCUAUAUGUGGACUCCAGCCAGGGAUCGGGAUACAGUAAAGCUAUCCUAAUGUCCCCUGAGCUUCAUGAUGCCAGCCCGUCUUGCCUGAUGGAGAUAUGGGUCCAUCUCUAUGGAACAGAUGUUGGAAGCCUUGGAGUGUUUUUGAAGUCCGGUCUCUCCAAAACUCUUCUCAUCUAUCUAUCAGAAGAUCUUGGCAACCAAUGGACCAAAAUUGAGCUUGGUAUUGGAAGAGUACGCGGUGCAUUCCAGAUACAAUACGAUGCAACCCGUUCAUUUGAUGUCCUUGGUGAUAUUGCAGUGGACGAUAUUGCAUUCAUGGGGUGCGGGUUUCCUGGUCCUUUGGCGCCUUGUAGUGUAUCAGAUUUUGAGUGUUCCAAUCAGGUGUGCAUUGAUUCCUCACGUGUGUGUGAUCUGACUGAUGACUGUGGAGACCUAUCAGACGAGAUGCAAUGUGAUUCCUACAACCAGUGUGAUUUUGAGACGGGUAUAUGCAGCUGGGAGCAGUUAGGUAACGAUGAGCUUGAUUGGUACCGGUUUGCUGGGAUCACCCCUAGCACCUGGACCGGUCCAACCCGAGACCACACUACAGGACUAGAAACAGGAACCUAUCUGUAUCUCGAGGCCUCAAACGGCAAAUUCGGUGACCGAGCCCGUCUGGGCAGCCCCGUACUCCUCCCCAUCCCCCAGGGGUCUGCAACACAAUGUGAGCUACGAUUUUACUACCACAUGUAUGGAGAAAACAUCAACACUCUGACGGUAUACACCAGGGAAAUCAUCAACGGUCCACUGACGGUGCUUUGGCAGCGAAGUGGGGAGAUCGGUGACUUUUACGAGAGAGCGAAUAUUGUCCUCACGAACCGGACUCCAUUCCAGGUUAUUAUCGAAGCCACCAGGGGUGACAAUGUCCGCGGUGACAUCGCCAUUGAUGACACAAGCUUUAGCUCUGCCUGUCAGAUCAGCCCCACACCCUUGCCUGAUGUAUCAACCAUUGCCCCCACCGUUCCACUCACCACAUUGCCUCCAUGUGAUCCCAACUCAUACCAAUGUAGGAAUGGUAGCUGUAUCGAUAUAGACCUGAGAUGUGACGGGACACCAGACUGCCCAGAGAAUGAAGAUGAAAUGAAUUGCGGAGAUUGCGACUUUGAGAGUGGCACUUGCGAUUGGACCAGUUUUGACAACGGGCUCUACGUUUGGCACCGCACCGCAGCUCAGGACUCUCCAGCCGGUAGGGCUCCCUCUGUUGACCACACUUUGGGUUCUGCUGCUGGUUCAUACGUCUUUGUGGAUAGUUCGUCAGGGACGUUUGGCGUGACAGCAUUACUGGUUAGCCCUUCUCAGCUUGGUCGCACUGGUCAGAGGUGUGAGCUGCAGUUCUAUUAUCAUAUGUUAGGUGGCAACGCUGGCACGCUAUUGGUUGCUCUCUAUGACAACAACAUCCUUGAUCCCUCCUACGUCACUAUCGCGGGUGACCAUGGCAACCAGUGGAAUAUGGGAAGCCUGUCAGUGGGACCCAGGAACGCUGGCCAGUAUUAUAUCCGGUUUGAAGCCUCCCCUGGUAUUGGUUUCAAUGAUGCCUCACAGACAACAGACAUUGCUCUAGAUGAUAUAUCAUUCAUUAAUUGUGCAGAUACUGACGAUGUAUCAUGUGACUUUGGAGCUGGCGAUACGUCAGGCACGCUCUGCGGAUGGACCCAGGAUACAAGUGAUAUAUUUGAUUGGGUCAUUAGAAAGGGAAGCACGCCCUCAUCUUACACCGGGCCAGCCAAUGACCACACAACUGGAGAUGGAUACUACACUUACAUAGAAGCAUCAUCUCCUCGGGUGAUUGGAGACAAUGCUCGACUGCUCUCCGGGUCACUGAGGUCAACCAGGGGUCAACCAUACUGUCUGUCGCUAUGGUAUCAUAUGUUUGGAAGCGAUAUUGGUAGUCUAGCUAUCUAUAUCAGGGAUACAGAUGGCACAAAUGAAAGAGUUAUUUGGACAAAAUCAAGAACCCAAGAGAAUGAUUGGCAUCUUGGCCACUACACACUCUCCACAAUGACUAACUAUGAGCUGGUGAUAGAGGGCGUUAUAGGACAGAGCUGGUACGGAGAUAUCUCUAUAGAUGAUAUCAGUCUCUCAGAAGGAGAGUGUCCACCAUCAGCUGAGUGUGACUUUGAAGUUGACCUCUGUGAUUGGAUGAAUAUUGACAGCAACGAUUUUGAUUGGUCAAGAGGAUCAGGAUCUAGCAGUGAUGGUCCUUCUGUGGAUCAUACUACCAAUACUGCUUCAGGUCACUAUGCAUACGCUUCCAUCUUGGGUCAACCAUCUGGCUCUACCGCCCUCCUUGGCAGCAAGGAGUACAGUCCAUCAGGGUCGCAGUGCCUCUUCUUUUUCUAUCACUUGAGCGGUUUGGAUGUAGGGAGCUUGACCGUUUACAGGCAGGAUGAUGACGAUACGUUCGUUAGACCGAGCUGGACUAUGUCCGGUGAUCAAGGAGAUGUGUGGCGGUCAGCAAGGGUCGAUAUCUCCCCUACUGCAGAUAGUAAUUACAAGAUCUACUUUGAGGCCAUUUCCGGGGGUGCUACUUCCAACGCAGACAUUGCCAUUGACGAUAUCCACUUCCGUGGAUUCCCAUGCCCACAAGAGGGCGCUUGUGAUUUUGAGCGGGGUUAUUGCAGCUGGACCAAUGACUAUGUCAGCGAUGAUUUUGAUUGGCUGAGAGGGAAUUCAGAGACGCUGUCUGGUUACACUGGCCCAACCUUUGACCACACCCUUCAGAACUCCUAUGGUCACUUUGCAUUCAUUGAAAGCUCUUCCCCUCGUGUCAUGGGUCAAAAGGCUUGGCUUGUCAGUGAACAUUUAGAGAGUACCAGUGGGCGUUGUUUUGAGAUGUGGUAUCAUAUGUACGGCCAAGGUACGGGCUUGCUUAGGGUCCACACCCAAACCGCCGACACACAGCCUCAGCUGAUGUGGUCCCAGACGGGUAACCAAGGCAACGUCUGGAAACACACAAUGAUGACAGUGUCAUCUUCCGAUCAGUUCUGGAUUAUCGUGGAAGGAAUAAUUGGAUAUAACUACACCAGUGAUACAGCUAUUGAUGACAUCAUGCUGUAUGAUAGCCCAUGUGGAUCAACCCAAGCCCCACCCACAACUAUACCUACAUUUGCCCCUGAUUCCCAUGAUUGUGAUUUUGAGAGCGGCCUUUGUACCUGGACCCAGGAUCCAUACAAUGACUUCAACUGGACCAGGGCUUCAGGAACCACUGGAAGCGCUGGAACAGGUCCUGCUGGGGACCAUACAACUGGGGACUCAACUGGUUACUACAUUUAUCUUGAAAUGACCGGUGGCAACCCGGGAGACACUGCCAGACUGAAUUCCAACGUUUUGCGGAGCUCUGACGAUUCGGGCUACUGCAUGGACUUCUGGUUCCAGAUGUAUGGAAAACAUCUUGGCAAUUUUUCCAUUUACACGUCCAGUGGAGGGUCAGAGAUGCUGAUCUGGACCGAGUCGGAACCAAGGGGUCCAUUCUGGGUACAGGGCCAGAUCCAUUUUACAGGAACAGACUCAUAUACAGUGAUAUUUGAAGGAGUUAGAGGAUCUGAUUACAUGGGGGAUAUUGCAGUAGAUGAUAUAGUCUUCCACCCAGGCUCAUGUCCAACACCAGACCUUUGUGACUUUGAAAAUGGUAACUGUGGAUUCAGUCAGAUGACCUCUGACACGUUCGAUUGGGAACUGAUUCAGGCCAACACAAGAGGAACAGGUCCUAUUGUAGACUACACUUACAAGACUAGUUAUGGACACUUCAUGUUUGCUGAUAUGACCAGUCUCUCUUCACCUAAUGACUAUGCAACGGUUCAGACUGGGUUUUAUGACCCCACCCCUACCCCUCAGUGUAUGAAGUUCUCAUACUAUAUGGGCACAUCACAGGCUUCUGUUCUCCAGGUUUAUCUACAUGAAAGGAGCAUUGGAGACUCGAGAAUGUGGCAGAUGAAUACGGUCACAGGACCAGAUGAAUGGCAUGUAGCUGAGAUUAAUUAUACCAGCGCAGACUCUCAUAGGUUCCGAUUCCAAGCCUCAAGCAAUCAGUUCCAAGUCAGCUCUGGCGUUGCAAUCGAUGACAUUAUAAUAUCAACAGAACCGUGCAAUCCGUUUGGUUCGUGCUCCUUUGAGAAUGGGCUGUGUACUUGGAAGAAUGAUCAGAACAUGGACGACUUUGAUUGGCUACUCAUACAUGGAAGGACGCCCUCAGACGACACGGGGCCAGGAGUCGACCAUACUCUUGGAACACCAUAUGGAACCUAUGUAUACGUUGAAGCCACUGGUCGCUCAGAGGGUGAUGUCACAAUCCUCAAGUCUAGUGACUUCCUGGCUGUGUCUCCCCAGUGCUUGGAGUUUUACUAUCACAUGGGCGGAGCAGAUGUUGGUUCCCUUGAGGUCCAGACCUGGCCAGAUAGUGCCACUUCACCAAGCACCAAAUGGUCCCAGGACCAGGACACUGGGGACUAUUGGAGACAAGUCCAGAUUACUUUGGAUGCUAUUCCUUCAGCCUAUUCCUAUGAGGUUCUAUUCAAGGGUACAGUUGGAUCUUCCUUCAUGAGUGAUAUAUCAUUAGAUGAUAUCAUGUUUUAUGAUGGGGAAUGUUCUGAUCCUCCUACUGACUGUGACUUUGUGUGUAACGAUGGAACUGACAAAUGUCUACCCAAUAAGCAGGUCUGUGAUUUUGUAUCGCAGUGUGGGAAUGGCAAUGAUGAAUUGGACUGCGGUACAACUUGUACAUUUGAAGUGGACACCUGUCGUUGGUGGAAUGCAGGUCACGGUACGCACAAGUUCAAACGUAACCAGGGAUCUACUCCCGAUAGUAACACUGGUCCUGCUUAUGAUCACACUACACUCACUUCUGCUGGAUGGUACAUGUAUGUCGGCACCACGCCUAACAGCGGUGCAGCCUACGCUGUCUUAUCCUCUCGUAUGCACCGGAAUGCUGCAGCCACCUGUGAGGUCCGGUUCUGGUAUCAUAUGCUUGGUGACAACAUUGGGAACCUACAGCUUUGGGUACAAGAACAGUACUUCUUGAUGCUACCUUGGUUUAAGUCCGGGGAUCAAGGAGACCGCUGGCAGGAGGGAAUCGCUGGACUGGGUCGCAUCCAUGGCGGCUUCAAUGUGAAGUUCCAGUCCAUACGUAACUUUGAUGUUUUAGGGGAUGUGGCCAUAGAUGACAUAAGAAUGGAGAGAUGUGGUCUUCCAGCUGAGCAGUCUUCUGCAUGUGCCAGUGAUGAGUUCCGUUGUACCCGCAAUGCAUGCAUUAACAUCCAUCGUCUGUGUGACUUCACUGAUGAUUGUGGGGACGGCUCUGAUGAAGACCCCGCCAUCUGUGGAGGAUACGACCAGUGCAGUUUUGAAGAUGACUUUUGUGAUUGGACCCAAGAUGUCUAUGAUGAUACUGACUUCAUCAGAAAGACGGGACCAUCGGAUACAGAAAACUAUGCUACAGGACCAUAUAGAGAUCAUACAACACAGUAUACAGGCUUCUAUCUGGUAAUGGACUCAAGCGAGCAAGGUUUGUCAGAAGGAGAUAAAGCAAGAUUGUUCAGUCCUGCUUAUCAACAAGUCAAUCAGAACAGAUACUGCAGGUUCCGUGUAUGGUACCACAUGUUCGGGAGUGACCUUGGAACCUUUAACAUUUACUACCGGGUCGGCAUUGGAGCCUAUCUCACACCCCUCUUCUCAAAGACUGGGCAUUCCAAUGACUACUGGGAGCUUGCAGAUGUUGAAGUCACAUCAGACCUAAAUUUCCAGAUUGUCAUUGAAGCUCUAAGAGGCAACGGUCCAGCUGGCGAUAUUGCAAUUGAUGACACAUCUAUAACAUCAGAUUGCAUCAGAUCACCAACUGAGCUACAACCAGGUGCUACGUCGCCCCCUAUAGUUACAUACGGUCCAUGUGGGCAGGGCAAAUGGCAAUGUGCUGAUCUUAGCUGUAUUGACUUGGAUCUCUUCUGUAACUAUGAGGCUGAUUGCUUGGGAGGGGAGGAUGAGGCUUCGUGUGGAUCGUGUGACUUUGAGAGUGGUCAGUGUGGUUACCAGGAUGAUAGCUAUGGAAGCUUUGCUUGGAGUAGAGACCAGGGGAGUCUGAUCAAAGAUGCUGGAGGUUUCUACAUGACAGUUGGCAGUGGCAAUGGACAGUUCAAUGAACCAGCUAGACUUGUGAGUACAGUCCUUCCUGACACUGCACCAGCUUGUACCCUGACAUUCUGGUACAUUUAUCAGGUGUCAACUGCUGCGAAUGUCCCUCUUACUGAGUUCUACAUGCAAGUUGCAAAUGCUAGUGAUCCAGCGGAUUCUGCAGAUUUAUGGAGGGCUCCCCCAACAUCAGUGGCAACAUGGACUCAAGCUACAGUCGGACUAGGAAGACAAAUAUCAAGCUAUCAGAUUAAAUUUGUUGUUGUCAUUUCGGAUGAUGACGAUGUCAUUGCUGUCGAUGACAUCAUGCUCACUGGCUGCAAGGUGGAAUCCUAUAGCCCGUGUGAGGUUCAAUGCGACAACCUACUUUGUGUUCCGUUCUCAGAGAAAUGUGACUACUCCGAUGAUUGCACAGAUGGGACGGAUGAAAGGACAUGCGAUUCAUAUCAGAGAUGUGACUUUGAAGCUAAUCUUUGUGACUGGAGCCAGAACAGGGAAGAUGAUCUUGACUGGUUGUGGAUGACGGGUAAUCAAGGGGCGCAGGGUGGUGCCCCUGGUGUUGACCACACCCUAAAUACUCCCUCAGGACACUAUCUCUACCUCUAUACCUACGACACCGAUGUCAACAAGAGAGCAAGACUUGAUGGUCUUAUUUAUUCCCAGCCGAAUACUGCUGGUGAUUGCCAGAUGAGGUUCUGGUACCACAUGAACGGUGCUAAUGUUGGUACACUGAGGGUCAUGACCCUGAUAUCCCUCUCUGAUUACCCACAAUCCAUCUGGUCAAAAUCAGGCCCACAGGGAGAUGUAUGGCUGAGAGGCAUCGUUGACCUUGACCCAGGAAGUAGAUUCCAGGUUCUACUAGAGGGUGUGGCAGGUGGUAGUGAUGGUCAUAUGAGCCUUGAUGAUAUAUCAUUUACACCUGGAUGUGUAGUCUCACCAGACCAGACCCUACCCAUUAAGGUUACUCCUUCAAGUGCCCCUCACUGCAACACAGGUGAACGAGCUUGUGAUGAUGGAUCCUGUCUUGAUAUUACUAAAUUCUGUGACUUCAAGUUUGAUUGCAACGAUGGCAGUGAUGAGAAAGAAUGUCCUUCGGUAUGUACAUUUGAAAAUGAUAUGUGCUCCUGGGAGCAAUCUCUAAACGAUGAUUUUGAUUGGCUGAAACACAAUGACUCUGAUUCGUUGGAAUACCUUGGACCAGAUACAGAUCACACAAUGAAUAGUCCAGAUGGAAUUUACUACUUUGUGGAUGGGACUCAGCAGGCCAGCGCACAAUCAGCCAACCUAUUCGCAACCCUGGUUGGCCCACGGUUCAGCCAGGCUGGUCGUAUGUGUACCGCAUCGGUGUGGUAUUACUCGUAUGGUGUGGAGUAUGGUUCGCUUGCUCUGAAGCGCAAGGUGCUUACAGAUGAGAGGACGCUGAUGGUCGUGAAUGCCGGGAAUACUGUGGAGAGCAUGUGGAUGAAAGCAGAAAUUCAGAUUCCACAAUGUCUAGUGGACUUCCAGUUCCUUAUCACUGCAGAGAACCGCCAAACCCAACCCUAUGCUGGAGGCUUCGCUAUCGAUGAUAUACGAUUUGAUAACUGCGCAUACGACCCAUAUACUCCUGUAACAUGCGAGGUCGGGGAAGCGAAGUGUGGUACCGGCCAGUGUUAUCCAGCUAAUAACAAGUGCGAUUUUACAAAGGACUGUUGUCUUGACAGUACAGAUGAGUCAGACUGCUCUGCCUACAAUAGAUGUGAUUUUGAGAGUGGUCUGUGUGACUGGGAUCAGAUGACAGAAGAUGAUCUAGACUGGACCACAGUCCAGGCCUCUACAUCAUCCUACCUCUCUUUUGAUCAUACAUUAGACAGCAAUAGUGGUUAUUUCUUGGUAGUCAGUCAGUACCAGCAAUCAUCACCGGGUUCAUCUGCUCAACUUGGUGGUUUCAUCAUCAGUCCAGUGACAACUGGAUGCUCGAUGAGGUUCUACUACUUCAUGAGUGGAGAUGAUGCAUCCAUAGCCAUUAAGACUAGGACUCUAAUAGGAGGUCACAUGACCGAGCAAUGGGGAAUGUCAGGUGACCAAGGAUUGACAUGGAAUCGAGGAUCACUCCCUCUUGUCAGUGAUGAUGCAUUCCAGGUUAUCUUUGAAGCAACUAAAGGAUUAGAUACCAAUGCCUUCUUAGCUCUUGAUGACAUUUCAUUCACACCCGAGUGUGUCCAAUCUAGCACCCCUCUACCAAGAAGUACUACCACCCCUCCAUCAACCACACCCACUACCAGAGUGACGUCUCCAAGCCAGAUAGAGACAACAGUGACAUCGACCACCCCUAGAGAAAAGCCUACACCAGAUAGUCAGACGGGUGGAAAUUCAGAAACGGUUUACAUUGCUGUUGGUGUUAUCUCUGGGAUCUUAAUCCUUCUCAUCUUCCUUGUUCUGGCCUACCUUCUGGUAUCAAAGAAAAGAGGAACUAAGCCACCGGUAAAUGAAGUGAAUAUACCUGGUGCUAUGGAGAACCAAGGAUAUGAUACUGAUCUUAACAUCACGACUUUUGCAAUGCAUGAUAUUGAUACCAAUAUGUUUGGAGCAAGUGGAACAUACAACUCAAAUAUAUCUGGAAAAGAAGGCUUCUCAAAUCCUACUUAUUCAAACCCAUCAACGGAUUAUCCGAUCAAUAACGAUUCAACGGCGUAACCUUUCAAAACCAGCGCAUAUCCUUUCUUAUGCAUCAAUUAAAUUACCUAUUAACAAGUUGCCUACUGAAUUGUCCAAUUUCCAAAGGUUUUGUACAGAGGCGAUCUAGUUUUAGUACGCGAAGGGUUAAAAAUGCAAUUUUUUUAUGACACAACAGUGUAACCCUUCAAAACCAGCGCAUAUCAUUUUUUUGUGCAUCAAUUACAUUACCUAUUAACCUAUUGACUACGGAAUUAUCUGAUUUGCAUAGGUUUUGUAUGGAGACAAUCUUAUGGUUGUAGGCAAAGGGGUAAAAAUUCCUUUACUUUUUUCUUAUAUUUCAAGGUGUGCUUAAGCCAUCAAAAACUUUUCUACCUUUUACAUUGUUAUUUUUUUAUAGUACCCUUCUACGUUUAGUACAAUAAUAAUAUGACAGAGAUUUCUUUCAGGAAUCGAAUCCUGGACAAAUUUUUGAUAAUGAUAUUGCAGGUAUUUGUACGAGGGAAACUUGUUUUACUCUGAUGAAUAUCAUAAUUAAAAUGUAUUUGUCUAUCUCGGUAAGCAGCCCUUAAAAACAAUGUAAACAACCCUGAAAUUUAUCAUUUUAUAUGUAUUUAAUUAAUAAUUUCAAUUUGAAUAGUAUUUGAUAGUAUAUGUUUGUACAUUGUAUUUUGUAUAUAAUAAAGCUAUCAUUAUCAUACGCAAGGCUGUAUAUUUUGAUGUAAGUUGUAUGUACUUAAAUGACAAAAGAAUAUGUGUGCUUUAUAUAUUUCAUUUUCAUUAGAAAUUGGGGGUUACACGUAUUAAAAUACCAAUAAUACGUUAGACAGUAACAAUAAAUAACUACUAAUAAUCAUGGGUAUACAUGCAUGUGUGCUAUUUUUCUAUGUGAUAGAUAUUGAUAUGAUUUAUAUUUCUUAAUUUAUGAAAGAAAAAUGUAAAGAUUAUAUUUAUGCCUCAAAUCUCUUAUUGAGAUCAUAGGCCUGAGCCCCAUCUUACAAAGAGUUACGAUCGAUCCGAUCAACCUCAAGUUUAUGGAAAUCCAUCAAUGUCAUCAUUUAUUCUUAAGGAAAUUUGCACGAUGUCCUUUGUAGACGAAGCGAGGCACGCUGAAUUGUCAUGACAGCCAUGAACAUGUUUAGGUCAUAUCUUGAAAAUAUUUUGAACAAACAUGUAUUUUAGAUGUUGAUGUAGCUGGAUUUCCAUAGUUGCGAUUGAUCAGAUUAAUCCCAAAUAUAAUGACGGGCCCCUGACAUUUGACGUUGGGAGUUCUUGUUAAAAGUACUCCCCAUGGAGGAGUAAGUGAUCUUUUUUCGGGAGAGCCAGAACCUGAUAUCCAGAGUUAAUACUUGAUCUGUAAAGGGCUUAUUAGAAAAAAAUGUCCAAUGUUUGAGCAGUGUGUGAAAGUGGGAUUUUAUUCAACAUAUUUAUGUUGUUAUUUUCGUCGGUCAAGUUUCAAGGCUUGUUCCAUUCCGAUGUGAAUAUUUACGUCUAUAUUGAUAUUCUGUAGUUUUUUAUCAAGGAAAUAAUGAUAGAAUUUUACCACUAAUAAUAACUUUAUUUCAAUUCUUUGAUGGUUUUACAGCUGUGAAAUGAGAGUUAAUAUCAUUUGAACAUGAAUAAAGCUAAGUCAACCGAACUUAGUUUUGCACUCGG
Messenger RNA from Lytechinus pictus (painted urchin), 28062 nucleotides. Its product is annotated as MAM and LDL-receptor class A domain-containing protein 1-like. Gene Ontology annotation, cellular component: membrane. The record is from RefSeq and is a predicted model, not a curated record. Gene Ontology annotation, molecular function: protein binding. NCBI's taxonomy places the organism in Eukaryota, Metazoa, Echinodermata, Echinoidea, Temnopleuroida, Toxopneustidae. The transcript has 159 exons. The coding region runs from base 73 to 26427 and encodes 8784 amino acids.